Molecule: messenger RNA, 941 nt
Organism: Dothidotthia symphoricarpi CBS 119687
Lineage: Eukaryota; Fungi; Ascomycota; Dothideomycetes; Pleosporales; Dothidotthiaceae
Exons: 1
Coding region: 13-939 (308 amino acids)
Molecular function (GO): protein binding
Source: RefSeq, a predicted model, not a curated record
GUCGAUGUUAUCAUGAUUAGCUUGGAUAAUCCGACGCCACGACUUCGCCAUGGGUGGGUUCGCAAAGUAUGUGCGGUAAUGAAACGCGCCGCCUCCCAUCCUGGAGCACUCAAGCUUGCCACACGACCGACCAAGGACACGAUCAGGGAUUUUUCCGAGAGGUCUGGGGAAGAGGAAGCACUUGCUAUCGUGGCCAUAUUAGGCUUCGACAACCUCGCGCUACGCCUUCUGAACCGGAACAUCUGUCCGUUGAAGAGGAUACGCCUGUUUGAGAGCUAUGCCAUCAAGUUUGCUGUCGAAAGGGGUCGCACUACUAUGGUCCAGAACAUGCUGGCUCACUCUAGCAGCGGCGCAGAUCGCGACCAGAAGCGUGAACGCAAGAUCAUGAUCAGGCGCUGCAUCGAUUAUGUGCUGGCCAAAAAUGACAAGAUUGCGGCCGACCUACUGCAUUGGUAUAUCACCCACGGCAAGUGCAGUCCCGGCACGGAAUGGUUCAAGCGAGCUUGUGAAGCUGGUCAGGUACAGUUCUUGUCGAUGAUGCUGGACCCAUCACAGAAGAAAGAGUUUUCCAGCUAUCGGCACUCCUAUCUAGGCCGCCAUCUCUACAAAAAUGCAACCCACCUCAUACCUGUCUUCUUGGCCAAGGGUCUCUUCGACGCUGACAACAUCAACGACCCUCAACCGGAAUCCGAGGAAGAGAAUAUACACCGCGGAACGAGCCGUCAUUCGCAGUCCCUCCUCGAUGUCGCAGUGGGUCAAGGUCAGCUGGAGCUUGUUCGCACUGUUCUCAAUGCUGGCGCGCAUCCAGACGGUGUGAAGCUUCACCGUUCCCCAUUCUCCUACCCGAUCAAGAGAGCUAUCAAGCAUCACAGGAUUGAUAUCGCAAACUUGCUGAUCGAGCGAGGUGCUGACAUCACAGCUGGUGGUCAAGAGAUGUGAAC